Molecule: messenger RNA, 1248 nt
Organism: Tachysurus vachellii
Lineage: Eukaryota; Metazoa; Chordata; Actinopteri; Siluriformes; Bagridae
Product: V-set and immunoglobulin domain-containing protein 1-like
Exons: 7
Coding region: 114-986 (290 amino acids)
Biological process (GO): epithelial cell morphogenesis; maintenance of gastrointestinal epithelium
Cellular component (GO): plasma membrane
Source: RefSeq, a predicted model, not a curated record
CAGGGCUUGGAAAGAUAAGUCUGGGUCAAAAAAAAGAGAAAAUCAUUGUUACAGAUUCAGGAAGCAGUGAGUUCGGAUUAGUUCUAAACAUCUAAACAUCUAAACAUCUAAACAUGUCACCGCUCGGGACUGUUGUCGUGUUGUUAGGUUUUAUUGGUGGCACUGUGUCCAUCACAGUGCAGGUUUCUCCAAAGGUUCUCAAUGUCACCAUUGGUCAGACGGCAAGCCUUGGUUGCAAUUUUGUCACCAAUCAGCCCUUGAACAACCUCAUGGUCCAGUGGUCCCUUUAUCCGUGGCGCUCUGAGACUCCGGUACCGGUGUUCUUUUAUCAGUCAGGAAAUUACGUGAUUGGUCAACAUUUCCAGAACAGGCUAAAAGUCCUUUCUAAAAUGGGAAUCGACAUGAACGCAUCCAUCUCCAUCAGCAACAUGCAGACCGCAGACGCCGGAACCUACACGUGUGAAGUCCGCAACCUCCCCGAUAUCGAGGGCACCACCGAGGCUAACGUCAGGGUCCAUGUGUUUGAGACGCCGUCACAGCCGUUCUGUGCUGUACAUGGAGACGUGUCGACGGGUCACCUGGUCACACUCACCUGCCACUCAGAGAAAGGAAGCCCCUCCCCUGCAUACACCUGGACCGUGCUUAAUCAAGGGACCAGCAAACAAGUGAAGGGCAUUACAAACGUACAAACCGGGAUUCUGUACAUCAGGAACAUUUCUCAGUUUGAAUUUGGAAAGUAUCAGUGCAACGCCUCCAACAUCGUGGGCUCCUCUACCUGCACCAUUGAUCUGAACUCAGACAUGAACGACGCAGCGAUCGCAGGCGCUGUGAUUGGAGCCCUGCUGUGUGUCGCCUUCAUCGUGCUGCUGGUGUGGUUCAUCGCUCAUCAUCUGAAAAAGAAGAAAUACAACGCAGCCAAGGCUAGCGAGCCACAAGCUGCGGUGAACUAUAAAGCGGUCCCUCCGCAGGACCCCGUCCCGGAAUGAGCCCGGAGUCCCCACGUGUCUGAGAUAAAACACAAAGAAAGUUUUUUUAGCAUUUUGUUUUUUUGUGUAUUUUUUUAACUUUAGAUAAACAACCUGAAUGAUGUUUCUGUAAUUUGGAUUUAAACGCACUGACAUCGCUUAGGGUUCCGGCAUCGAUCCGGUAACUUGUGGAAAACAAGUCGACGUCUUAUGUUUUUUUCUACCAAGAAAUGUUUCUCUUGUAUAUUGCUUUUGUCCAUUAAAAAAAUAAUAAUUAACCGGA